AAAAUCAUAUGUAAAAAAUAAUUGACGCUGAAAGGUUUGACGCUGUCAAAUUUGGCUGAAGAUGUAAGCGCUGUCAAUACAGCAUUUGUUUUUAAUUUUAUAAAGAUGAGCGGCUCCAUCGAGAAGAAAAUUAAAAUUAACAAAAAAGCAAAACACCAAACACGCGAUGAAUUAGAAAAAUUAAGCAAAACAGAGUUAAUUGAUAAAAUAAUUCAGCUUCAGGCACAUAACUUUCAACUAAAAAAUAUUCUGCAAAAGAAACUUAGUGAAAAGGAUCGGCAAGAUGAGGAAUACAUUAAUAUAUUUAAAGCAUCUGACUCAGAGGAGAAAAAACAACAAGAGAACUUGGAAAAAGAUGCAUCCACUAAUGCCGGUACUACCCAAGCUAAAGUUGCUGAUAUAAACAAAAAAAGGCAAUUUGAUUUCAAUAAAUGUCAUAAAAGGCACGUGCUUAUUAAAUUACUUUAUUUUGGGUGGGACUAUCAAGGCUUUGCAAUACAGGAAGACACAAAUGAUACAAUUGAGUUCCACCUCUUCAAAGCACUUACACGUUGCUGUCUUAUUGAGUCACGCACGACAUCAAAUUAUCAUCGCUGUGGCCGUACAGACAAAGAAGUUAGUGCUUUUUGUCAAGUGAUUUCCAUUGACUUGCGUAGCAAGUUUUCAGAAGACGAACAACUACAACCACAUGCUUUAAAAGAUGAAAUUGAUUAUUGUGGGUUAUUAAACCGUAUUUUGCCUAGAAAUAUACAGUGUGUAGCAUGGAUGCCACUUAAAAAAAGUUCGUUUAGUGCACGUUUCGACUGCAUUGAGCGCACAUACCGUUACUACUUCCCAAAGGGUGAUUUGAACAUCGAGACUAUGCGUGCAGGAUGCAAAUUAUUAGAACGUCAUACUGACUUUCGAAACUUCUGCAAAAUGGAUGUACAUAAUGGAGUUACAAAUUAUACACGUAAUCUUAAAAAGGCUGACAUACAUUUAUGUCCAAAUGAAACAGAUAAUAAUAGAGGCUAUACAAUGUACUAUUUGGAAAUAGAGGCCAAUGCAUUUUUGUGGCAUCAAAUACGCUGUAUUAUGGCUGUGCUCUUAUUGAUCGGGCAAAAUAAAGAAAAAAUUCACGUCAUAGAUGACUUACUGAAUAUAGAAACUAAUCCUUGCAAACCACAGUAUACGCCAGCAAGUGGCUUACCUUUAAACCUUUUCAAUUGUAAAUUUAAUAAUGAUAGUGAGAACGCUGAAACAAAAGAAGAUAAACUUCAAGUGGAAGUAGAACGUGAUACGAAUCUUGAACAUUGGAUUUAUGAUCCAAAAAAUUUAGAGAGAGUUCUGGAAAACGUACAAAGUGAAUGGACUAAAGCUACUAUAAAGAGUACUAUGAUAAGAAAUGUGCUACAUUGUUUAGAGACUAAUGCUGGGGACUCAUUUCAAUUGAAUGUCAGAUCCCAGAUACUACUGUUGCAAGACUCAGUCAAGCCGAAACAAUAUAUUCCCUUAUUAGAGAGACAACGUUGUGAGAGUUUGCGGAAUCGUAUCAAGCAUUAUGUUAAAAAACAACGUCUGCUUGUAAAAGAAGACGGAGAAAGUGAGGUGAAAAAGUGUCUGAUGGAAGAAAAUUGAUAGACUACACAUAAAUGUCUCUAAUUAAAUACGUAUGCGCUAACUAGUUAUAUAGUUAAUACAUAUCUUUUCAAAGAAUUAUUUUUUUCUGAUAUGCAUAUAUUCUGAAUAUAUGCUUAAUACUGUGAACUAGUAUUUAAUAGAAUAUUUAAAUUAAUAAACAAAU
This is a messenger RNA of Teleopsis dalmanni, 1783 nucleotides long. Its product is annotated as tRNA pseudouridine(38/39) synthase. Gene Ontology annotation, cellular component: nucleus; cytoplasm. The transcript is spliced from 8 exons. Gene Ontology annotation, biological process: mRNA pseudouridine synthesis; tRNA pseudouridine synthesis. Gene Ontology annotation, molecular function: RNA binding; pseudouridine synthase activity. The coding region runs from base 106 to 1617 and encodes 503 amino acids. NCBI's taxonomy places the organism in Eukaryota, Metazoa, Arthropoda, Insecta, Diptera, Diopsidae. The record is from RefSeq and is a predicted model, not a curated record.